This is a messenger RNA of Rhopilema esculentum, 2738 nucleotides long. Its product is annotated as sodium/potassium/calcium exchanger 4. NCBI's taxonomy places the organism in Eukaryota, Metazoa, Cnidaria, Scyphozoa, Rhizostomeae, Rhizostomatidae. Gene Ontology annotation, cellular component: plasma membrane. Gene Ontology annotation, biological process: intracellular calcium ion homeostasis; calcium ion transmembrane transport. The record is from RefSeq and is a predicted model, not a curated record. Gene Ontology annotation, molecular function: calcium channel activity; calcium, potassium:sodium antiporter activity.
GUAUCGGAUAUUGACAAUUUGUGUUAAGGUUAGCAGGUACCAUACAACUUCAAUGAUUCGCUGCCUGAUUUCACUUCACGCUUGAGUGGCCUCAAGAACCUGCGAAGAUACUCCCUUGAACGAGUAUGCCUGGGCGCCACUGCAAUUUUUGCAUUGAUAAGUAAUAUGCUUUAAAGAAAAUGGUCAGAAUAAAUCGACCUGGCAAGCUAUUUAUUGGAAUAGCAUCAUUCGCCUUGUUUCUUCUCGUUAGAGUUACUCUUGAGAAGAAAACCUCGAUAUUCGAAAAUGUCCGCGCGGUUAGCCGGCAACUCUUAUCGACGCCUCUUGAUGAUAACUGUGUUACAAGCAAAGGAGCAGUGGAGGAGUUCCCGAAAGACUUCUUUACGCAAGAAGAGAGACUUCGGGGCGCUUGUGUUGUCCAUAUACUAGUUGCGUUUUACAUGUUUGCUUUAUUAGCGGUUGUUUGUGACGAGUACUUUGUUAUUAGUUUGUAUCAUAUUUGCGCGCGGCUAGAUCUCGACAGUAAUGUUGCAGGAGCGACAUUUAUGGCAAUCGGAAGCUCCGCUCCGACGCUAUUCAUAUCAGUUAUAUCGAUUUUCUUCACUGAAUCGGGUGGAGAUGUGGGCCUAGGCACCGUCGUGGGAUCGACGAUUUUCAACACAUUAUUUAUCAUUGCUACAUGUGGCCUAGCCGCCAAGCAAGUUAUCUACCUUACGUGGUAUCCACUGCUCAGGGACUCGUUCAUGUACACCAUAGGAACUGUUGCGCUUGUGGUCACGAUACGAGAUCGCGAAGUCUAUUGGUAUGAGGCAACUUCGUUUGUGGUUAUAUACGCAAUGUAUAUAAUCGUCAUGUAUUUCAAUCGAUCGCUAGAGAGUUUUUUCGUCGGUAUCAAGGAGAGAUAUUUCGGCGCAUGCAGUGAUGAUCAAAAUGACAGCAUUGUUGAAACAACUGCAGAUAAAUACGAAAAGAUCAUGACGUCAAUCAGUGAAGAGCUUUCUACAGUGAUCAACGCGGAGAGAAGAAGCGACAACGCCACGGCGCUUGAGAUUGUCAAGAACAAGUCGAUCAGUGAUCUCGCUGGAUUGAAUCUAGGAAAAAAUAUAGGCACUCAAACGACAUUCGCCCAGCGGGACUCAACGCUAGAUACUAAUACGACUAAGAAAGCUGAUUUAUCGCAAUUUGAGCACAAACAAGACUCGCCGUUCAAAGCACCAGAUGGUAUUAUAGCCAAAAUUGCAUGGGUACUUGGUAUGCCUGUCUGUUUGUUAUUCUACAUCACAAUACCACCAUGUUGUAAACAAAGAUGGAGCGAAUGGUUUCUCGUAACGUUUCUAAUGUCUGUUCUUUGGAUGGGCACACUGUCCUAUGUUUUAGUGUGGAUGGUCUGCAUUUUAGGCGGCACGUUCAACAUUCCUGAUUGCGUCAUGGGGAUGACCUUUCUCGCUGCUGGCUCCAGCAUACCUGACGUCAUGGCAAGUGUUAUCGUAGCCAGACAAGGCGAAGGAGACAUGGCCUUGUCGAACGCCAUUGGUAGCAAUGUGUUUGAUAUGUUGUGUUUGGGUGUGCCUUGGUUGAUGAAGAGCACCAUCAUGAACCCAGGAACUUCUGUCACCAUUUACAGUCAAAGCAUUAUGGUAUCCGCUCUGCUCUUGAUAGGUAGUAUAUUUUUUACUGUCUUAGCUAUACAUUUGAACAAUUGGAAACUCGAUCCUAAACUAGGAGUUAUAUUUUUAAUCGUUUAUGUAGUAUUUAUUUCACUAGCUACUUUGGUAGAGUUUAUAGCUUGCCCGUGCCAGUUGGAAGUCUAGUAGUCUCUAAAUUGACCGUUGUUAAUAAUAAAAUACAACACAGCAUCGAGCAUAUCCCUAUUUUGAGAACUCGAAUUUGAUUGUAUGAAUUCAUUCGAAGGAGAUUUUUUCAAGAACUGAGAAAAUUUUGAGAACCUUUUCAGAUACUAGGUCGAUCAAGAACUGAGCAGUCUGAAUUUCUUGAUCUUGGUCUUAUCAAGGGGCGGAUAGGCCGCACUUUCCCUUUGAUGCCUUGAAAUUAAGGGGGCAUAAGGUGCAACUGACUUUAGAACUUUAGAUUAGAAUAGUGCUUAGCAUGAGAAUGGGAGAAAGGGAGGUGGAAGGCUUAAGCUCUUUUGGGGAACUUUUCGCUAGAUCAUUAGGAUAAUAUGUUCUCGAGCGAUGCGUCCUCUAAUUAUGCCACUGCUUUCUUGCAAGGUAACAAAACGUGACCACUGCAGUUUAAUAUUCAGUACAGGAAGAGGUUCCGUUUGAUGAUCUAAUAGUUUUUGGAGUUGAAAUCGACUUUGCUUAAGUGAUACUCAAAAUUCUUGAGAGAAAAUUUGCAGAGUCUAGAGAAAUAUACAUCCUUCUUCCAGCCAGACAGCCUUGACUUUCAAAACGUCUCUGCAAUAUAAAUACUUUGUCUGGAUGUGCUUACAUAAUUUAUUCCAACCGUAAGCCCACUUGUUUGCAGGCUGAACCUAAGUAACGGAGGAGGACAAACAUCACAAUUCUUAGGGAACCCUUUUGCUGUAGUUAAAAUAUUUCAUUUAAAGAUGCGGUAUUUUGCAGACUGCUAGUAAAAUAAUUCUUUAUUUUAUUCUCUCAGUCACUGUUUUUAAUUUAUGACUAAUUUUGUUUCUUUUUGUUCUACUAGAUUUUUCUCGUAUGUAAUUUUUGUCAUAAGAUUUUCAUUUUUUGAAAUUAUGCCAUCAAGUUAUUUUA